AUGUCCUUCCUUGUUCUGAAAGCAGCUUUGCUCGUACUUUUCAUGGUGGUUGGCGGUUACAGCAAUGGACGCGUCAUUCACACCGUACUGGUGGCAGAUGCUCUUCGUCCCGUCCUAAACCUGUUGGUUGCGAGCUUGAGUUUUGCCGAUUUUCUAACGUGCGUUUUCAUCAUGCCGUUUUCCUUUGUUUCACUUGUCUCCGGUCACUGGUUGUUUGGUUCCAUCUUUUGUAGCAUCCAAGGCUUACUUCUCCUCUAUUUUGCUCACGUUGCUGGCCUAAGUACCUGCGCUAUUGUCUAUGAAAAAUAUCUGGCGAUCUCGCGCAGGCGUUUUCCUAGUUUAUCGUACCGCAAGGUAGGUGUUCUUCUCUGCAUCGCCUGGAUUUUCCCAGUGGUGGUAGUGGCACCCAUGGGCCGUCAUCAUCUCUCUUACUCUCGUCCAGCUGCGGUAUGUCUAGAUACCUAUCAGGAAGAUAAAAACUGGGGCAAAGUAUGUUUUGCUAAAAAUACCAUAGAGGCAUCCUUAGGUUUAUUUCUCGCACUGUUUUCGUUUUGGAAAAUCCUUGCUUAUCUUCUUCCCAUUCGACGGCGAAUUAGUCCAGAACUUCUAUCGAUCGAGGAAAAACUGACCGUUGCUGCGCAUAUGCGCUCGGCUUGGACCACAAUUAUUUUUGUAUUUAUCUACACGAUAUUGACGUUACCAUUACAUGUAGCCCGCACCAUUGACGUACACCGGAAAAUUAAUGGAAAACUCGGGGUUAACGAUAACAUAAUCUCAGCCUUCCUGUGGCUUUACUGGCUUCAGUGUGCAAUAAAACCGGUUAUCUACGUUGCGCGGAGUGAGCGCUGCUCAUGUUGUUCCUGGCGGUUCUACCGGAGCGAAGAAAACGAGGAGCUGGUUACUUGUUUCUGGAGAGGAAAUCGUGCUAGCACCUAUAAAGUGAAUGAGGUUUCUUCAGUAAAUAAUGGAUCUAAUCUCCCUGAUGAUGGAAGGUCGGGUCAGGUUUUUCCAUCCGGAGAAUUUCUUGACAUCUGUAGGAUUCCUAGAAUGUCGCUUACCAGCCAAACAGCGCUACCUCGCUAUAGCCAGAAUGUUCAAGAUGAACCCACUAUCACUGGUCAAACCGUAAGCCAUUCUAUGGGUAUGAGGGAAGAAUUAAUCAUGAAAUCAGAUGUCAAGAAAAGCGACGACGAAGAUAGUAGUGACGGCAGAAAUACCAUUCCUGUGGUUGUUUGCCACGAUGCAGUGGAAUUAGAGAAUAUCGAGCGCUUAUUCGAUGAAGCCUUGCAAUAG
This is a messenger RNA of Porites evermanni, 1293 nucleotides long. NCBI's taxonomy places the organism in Eukaryota, Metazoa, Cnidaria, Anthozoa, Scleractinia, Poritidae. The record is from the annotation of a GenBank genome assembly.